CUACAGUCGGCUGUGGGCUGCUGCUGCUGUUCCUAGCGGAGCCCAGACUCCGCAAAGGGCCGGCGAGCCACGUCGCCCGAGAAGAGCAGGAACAGCAGCAGCGAUGCCACCACCGCAAGGCCAUGGCGGCGUCCUCCGAGCCGGCCCUGCUUCUUCCGCCGUUGCUGCUGCUAGGACCCCCUCCCUUCUUGAAGCAACUAUGGCGACCCGGACGCGGAAACCCGGCCUAUGGCGGGAGAGGAGCAGCCAACAGCUCCUCAGGCGCCUACACAGACACCAAGGAGGGUCCCGAGGGAGUAACUAACGGGGAGGAGCGACAAGACUCUGUGACCCAGCCUCCUGCCUGCCUUCCAGCGACAAGAAAAGUUGGCUCAGCGGGAAAAGGAGAGGAGGGCCGCCUUCCCACGUCAGAGGAAAUGAGACUUGAGACUACGUUAAGUUCUAGGACUCAGUAUGUCAAGGUACUGUGUAGCUCCGUGGUUUCUCAUUUGGUUAAUGUUGGUAUAUCAGUCUGGAUGCUGCCUCCUGGACACUGUAAUUGCUGCAAGUAGUUUUAGCCAUGUACAUCAUUACAUCAAUAAAUCAAACGUGGAUCAAGACUAUUGUGAAAGAAAAAGAAAAUUAUCUAAUUUUGGUGGAUGGAGACUUUGCACAGAAAAAUUCACAGCUACCCUUCCCAUUGAUCCCAUUCAAGAUAAUUAUGUUCGUGAAGCGCGAGACUUCAUUUUUUCAGUUGUUUAUCCUACACCGUUUAAAUCCAGAGUUCUGCUUGUAGCUGUUUCAAAGGAAGUCUUGGAAGAUAUUUUGGACCUCGAUGUGUCUGUCUCAGGCUCAGAGGAGUUUCUACAGCUUGUCAGUGGUGCAAAAAUCGUCUUGGGAUCUCUGCCUCUGGCCCACAGAUAUGGUGGCCAUCAGUUUGGUAGCUGGGCAGGUCAGCUGGGUGAUGGAAGAGCCCAUUUGAUUGGCGUUUAUACAAACAGGUUUGGUGACAGUUGGGAACUACAGCUGAAAGGUUCGGGAAGGACACCAUAUUCUAGGAGCGGGGAUGGCAGAGCUGUGCUCCACUCUUCUGUUCGAGAAUUCCUGGGAAGUGAGGCUAUGCAUUACCUUGGCAUUCCCACAAGCAGGGCAGCUAGUUUAGCUGUAAGUGACGACGAUGUGUGGCGAGAUCGGUUCUACACUGGGAAUGUUAAGAAAGAAAGAGGCGCUAUAGUCUUGCGUGUUGCCAAAUCAUGGUUUCGAAUAGGAUCAUUAGAAAUUUUAGCUCAUUCUGGAGAACUGGAUUUAUUAAGGUUGCUGCUAGACUUUAUCAUAGGCGAACACUUUCCAUCAAUAAACAUGAAUGAUCCAAAUAGAUAUCUGGACUUUUUCUCUAGAGUCGUAUCUGAGACUGCACAUCUGAUUGCCUUGUGGAUGUCAGUAGGCUUUGCUCAUGGUGUGUGUAAUACAGAUAAUUUCAGCCUGAUAUCCAUUACUAUAGAUUAUGGUCCAUUUGGUUUUAUGGACUCUUACAAUCCAGAUUUUGUCCCAAACAUGUCUGAUGAUGAAAGACAGUAUAAAAUAGGAAACCAGGCAAAUAUUGGGUUGUUUAAUCUGAACAAGAUGUUACAGGCUCUAAACCCAUUACUGGAUCCCAGACAAAAGCAGCUAGCUUCUCAGAUACUUGAGGAAUACCCUAAACAGUAUUAUAAAUGCUUCACAGAACUGUUCAAAGCAAAACUAGGUCUCUUAGGUGACACUGAGGAUGAUAACUACUUGAUUGCUUUCCUUCUAAAACUCAUGGAAGAUACAAAAGCGGAUUUUAGAAUGACUUUUCGGCAGCUCAGUGAGAUUUCACAAGACCUGUUGAAGGACUUCAGCAUCCCUAAGGAAUUUUGGGCUCUGCAAGAUGUGGCUAAACACAAGUUCUUUUCGAGUUGGGUUGAUUUGUACCUCUUGAGGUUAAAAAGAAACACGGGUGAUUCUGACUCCGAGCGAAGCAGAAGAAUGACCAAUAUAAAUCCUAGAUAUGUGCUCAGAAACUGGAUGGCAGAGUCAGCUGCCCAAAAGGCGGAAAGGAAUGAUUUUUCUGAGAUCCACCUCCUUCAGCAGGUUUUGCAACACCCCUUUCAAGUGCAGACAGUGGCUGAGAGAACUGGUUAUGCACAACGCCCCCCUGCUUGGGCCAAAGACAUUAAAGUCAGCUGUUCAUCUUGAUGAAAAGAACCUGAAAUGAAGAUUACAUGAAGACAUGCACAGCUUUCAAAUAAGACCAAAGAACAGUGGAGGGACACAAUUAGAAUUUUUGUCAGUCAUGUGCUCAGUUGCUUGUUCUGUUGUGUCAUUAAGUGGCUCCAUUCUCCACUUCCUCUUUUACGAUCCUUCUUGUCCUGUUUUGACUGCAUCCCCUGUAAGCCCAGUUAUUGAACAAUGUUAGCCAACCACCUCUAUCUUUCUAUAAGGCCAGUUGCCCUGUCAGAUCAGUGUUGUCUGCAUUUCCUGUAGUGUGCAUUUCUCAUUCUCAAAUUAGGUAUGCUAGAGGCUUCGAUUUGGUCCACAUUUCAAAUUAGCUUGUCUGAUUUGGACUUCCCAGAAUAAAUACAUGAAUUGGAACAAAGUUAUCCCCUUUUUUCCACACUUCCCCAAAUGUUGAAAUGCAGUUCUCAGCUUAAAAAAGGAGAAAGUACCAAAAUGUGUAGAAAAAUGCUUAUCUUUAGGGUAAAAUACAUACAAAAACAAUGUGGCUUUCCAUGUGGUGAAAAAAAUUGCAAUUGAUACAGAAAUAAGGUGGAACAGAAUUCUGAAUGAACGCAUGCAAAACUGACAGAUACUGAUCUAUCCAUCUUUACCUUGAGCUACUGUUACCAGAAGCAGAGUCCAGCUUUCCCUUCCCUUCUCCUUGCUGUUUUAAUUACCUUGCAACCAACACUACUUGCUAUUGCUGUGCCACAAUUAUUGGAAUUGCUUGCAACUCUGUGAUUUUUUUUAAAGAGGCACUCAAAAUUCUAGUCUAAAAGGCAGUAGAGUCUGCAUUUUGAAGAUUUUAUACAAAACCAGGACACAAGAUAAUUAGAACUUUAAGUAUAAAGGUCUAAGCUAAACAUUUGAGAAGGAAGGCAUCCACCAUUCCAAAGAAUGCCUCAGAUGUAUGUGUGCUACAUGCUUAAAACAAACAGUAGUAUUUGUUCAUUAACUUUGACACUAGCAUGAAGACACAGAAGAGGCUUUUAUUCAGGUGCUGGCAGUGAGUACUAUCAAAACUGAACAUUAGAGGAUUAAGGUGAAUCAUAAAUGACAAAAGAUGUGUAGGAAGGCACAAAUUAUUUAAAAUAUUCAUAUAAUUAUGAGGUCUUAGACAAAUACCUUUAGGUGUCACUUAAAGACAAUUGCUAACUUGGUAGAUGUGGGAGGAAAAACUGAAACAUGUAUCUUCAAGCUAGCACUAAAUCGGAUAAAUAACCCCGGAUAUCACCUGCAGAUAUUAUUACUGAAAACAUUUCGUUUGGGCGUUUCUGCUUCAGAACCAUUGAGGAAACAGGUGUGGUAUAUUGUGGUCAGAACAACAUGUGAAUAAUAAAGCCUCAAAUGGCCCUUCUCACUUUUUUUUCUAAAUAGGGGAAGCGAAAUGCUAGGUCCUGACUAACGUUUCUAAUAGUACUAGCUGUUCAAUAAAAGGGGGGGAGGGUAGGAAUUGUUGAGAUAGCUAUUGCUGCAGCUGUUGUAGUGCUGUUUUCAGAGCUCCAUUUCUUAUUUUUGCAAAGCGCAUCAGCCUAUGCCUGUCCAUAGAGCUGCCAAGGCCUUGUGUAGGACAAGAACAGACUGUGCAAUUCACACAUGCUGCCCAGGGGAAAAUCUGAUUAAAUAGGAUUUCCCCUUCAAUAAAUUAGUCAACCUUUAAUUUGAUACAAGCCUCUUUGAUCACUUUUGCCAGAUCGAAUAGGGCUACUGUUUGGGAAUCUGCCUUCCCUGGGAACACUUCCGCUGCUUCUAGUAAUGCUCUUUAGCCUUGAACCAGGAACAUGGGAAGCCACCGUCUCAACAAGCCUGUGGGAAAAGCAGCCCAUCACUUCAGGAUAUGUUGGAAUGACAUUCUCUAGCAUAUUUUCCUUUGGACCACCAGAAACAGCUCUGGACAAUUUCUCCAGACCAUCCUCACCCUGAUCUCCCACAACUAAAACAACACCCUAAUAUUUCUUUAAACUACUUGAUUCAUGAUGUGUCACCCCUUUUCUUUUGUAAUGCCCUCAUUAAAUCAGACAUUAAAUCUCCUCCUUGUCCACCUACAUCCCCCCUUGGAAAUGGCUCACUUUGUCGAUGCCCUCCUGCCUGCCCAGCACUUUCUUCUUUUCUUUUAGGAGGAGGUGGAGGCUUCUUUCUGAUUGGUGGAGGCAUAGCAGGGGCAGAGACCGAGGGAGGAGGUGGUGGCAGCAGUUCUGGUGUACCAGUGCUCACAGCAAAGCAAGGUGGUGGGAGAGGAAUAAAAUCAGGAGGAUCUUCAUAAUAUUCAGGUGGUGGUGGUGGCGGCAAGUAUUCCAACUCAGGGGGUGGCAGUAUCGAUUCAGGGGGUGGUGGAAAUUCUGCUGGAUCUGAUGAAGCAGUUGUGUUUCCUCUUUCAUUGGGGGGUAGGUACAAUGAAGCAGUAACAGCAGAAGACAGUCUUUGAGGAGGGGGUGGUGGCUGUAGCCCACCAGGUUUACGGAGCUGUUUCAACUGUGGCAUUAUAGAUGGUGGUGCUUGACUGGUGUCAAAAAUGCUGUCUGAUUUCUUAACCUUUAAAAAAAAAAAGGAAACAAUUUUCAAUAUGAAUGGUGAAUGGAAAAGAGAGACCACAGGUCCAGCAGGACUUUAUUUAUUUAUUGUAUUUAUAUAUCGCCCCAUAGCCGAAGCUCUCCGGGCAUUUACUUACUUAAUUAUGUCUGCUACAGGGAGAAUACAUAACACAGGAUGCACACUGGUGCUCCAUCUGCUGUUCAGUUAAGAACCAAUAAAAAUAGAUGCUUUCUAAAACUACCAGCUGGUUUUGACAAAACCAGAAAAUUUAAAAGGUCUCCCUCAUAUUCUCAACUCCUGUCUGUAAGUAAAUGUAAAUGCUAAUAAUGUCAAAUUAGAUUAUCAGCAUUUCCCAUUUGACAUAGGGACAUUUGGCACAGGUACUAUUUGUAGUUAUAUCCAUAUUUCCCAUCUCAGGCCUGUUUCUUGAUGAAUGUGAAACUGCAAGGAGUCUUAACAAAAAGAACCUCUGAACAGUUUACCAGAAAAUGCUAUGUUUCCUCUAAUGUUCCAGAACUUGAAUCAAUCGCCAAUUUUCAUUUCAGUGGCAUAAAAAUUUGAAUUUUUUUAUACUUUUCUGUUUUUAUAGUACAAAUUCACUAAGAACUGCCCCCUCAAUAAAUCAGUGCUGAGCUGAUGAACUGAAAACAGGCUGUAUCCUUUUAAGACCUUUCUCAUCACAUCAGUGAGGCAGUGCAAUCCUAUUGGGGUUAGGGGAGGAAGACAGUGCAGAUGAACUGCCAAACCCUAAGCCCUGUGCAAGGGUGUGCGUUGUUUUUUUCCUCUUUUGGCUGUUGGCAGAUUUUUUUCCCUUAAGAUUUUUCUCUUCCAGUAGGAAAAUAAGUUGCCCCAGGUCCAGCAUAUCCCCUCCCCCAUUUGGGGGGCAUGUUGGGAUAAUAGAUAGAUUCAAAGCCUACCCCAAUUUGUCCCCAGCAAGCCCCUGGAUGCUCUCCUAGAGACCACAGGAUUGCACCCUUAAUGUAUUUGUACAGUAUUUUUUAAUACAUAAAAUGAGUAAUUAUUCUAUGUCUCAAUAGCAUAUUGUUUUUACAGCUGGCAUAAAAAUUGGUGUUGGGGACGCACAAGUAAAAUAAGCGGGGGGACAGGCACUUGGAUGAAAGCUGAUGCAUGAUUAAAGUGAAUACCAGUUUCAUAAGAUAUGCUUUAUUACUUUUAAGUUAUUUUUUGAAGAACUGUAAGUUAGUAAUGAUGUGUGAUUUAUCUGAAACGGAUCUAUCAACUGCCAAUUUUAGGUUACCUAACCCUGUUAAAUCAA
Molecule: messenger RNA, 6025 nt
Organism: Rhineura floridana
Lineage: Eukaryota; Metazoa; Chordata; Lepidosauria; Squamata; Rhineuridae
Product: protein adenylyltransferase SelO-like
Exons: 20
Coding region: 454-2196 (580 amino acids)
Source: RefSeq, a predicted model, not a curated record